CACAUCGCGUUCCUCAUGUCCAAUCGAUCCCCGCUCGGGAGGAGCGACGGGAGAGCAUUGGAGUAUCACUCCUGCAUCCCUGUGCCCCAUCACUCUCAUCAGCAUCUCUCCAGCGACAGCAGCGCAUCUCCGUGACAGACUCAGGCAAACGGUUUGGUGAUAAGCUGGAGGAGAGGAACUUGUUUGGAGCCGGAGCUCGCUUCGUGGGGGAAUUACGCACUUCUGGAGACUUUUCUGCUCCUUCUGAUCUUAACAAGAGACUUCUCACCUUUGCUGCUACUUAAGUUAUUUUUUUGUUGCGUUAUUGGUGUCGGAUCUGGACUAGAGGCUCGAAAGGAUUGACUCCUUAAAGUCUGGAAGUUGAAGCUGAAAAGUGAAUAAGCGCUCCUCUCACUUGGAUCCCGUACAGUGCGCACUGAUCAUGCCUCCGAUAUUGUAGAUUCGGAGUGUUCUUCGUGUUUAAGGUGAAGAAGAGCCACCAUGAGUUUUACCUCGUGAGAUCCUGCGUAGCGGAAGAUAGAAGACAGACAGGAUGAAGCUGAGGGGAAGGUCAGCAUGGCCUUGGCAGGUGGCCUUCCUUGUUGCCUUGGUGAUGCUCUGGGUUGAUCCAGUGUCCGCCGGCAACCGUAAUCAUCGGGGAUCCACAGGUACACAGGGUUUUGCCCUGAAUCCCCCUUCCUCCACCAUGAGAGUAUCAUACCAGGUGAAACAGGGCACAUGUGAGGUGGUGGCCAUCCAUCGCUGCUGCAACAAGAAUAAGAUCGAGGAGCGCUCUCAAACCGUCAAGUGUUCCUGCUUUCCCGGGCAGGUGGCUGGGACGACCAGAGCCAGACCCUCCUGUGUGGAAGCUUCUAUUGUCGCCCAGAAGUGGUGGUGUCACAUGCAGCCCUGUAUGGAUGGAGAGGAGUGCAAAGUCCUACCUGACCUGACUGGUUGGUCAUGCAGCACUGGCAACAAAGUAAAAACCACCAAGGUUACACGAUAGCGAGAGAGCCACUGAGGCAAAGAGAAACCUGAAGCGCUUAAUGUGGAGACAGCGGAUGACUCACACAUAUUCACAGCCUGAUGGGGAAUAUCGAGGAAAGGACUACUGUCGGGAUAUCUGUCACAAAACAAAUGGAUAAAAAGUUCUCAUCAAAACAAUGUGGAUCCAGAAAAUUUACCAAACUGCAUAUUGAAGCUAAAAGACUGCAGUCAGGGUCACUCAAGUGUGACAGUUAUUCUGUACCAUGGACAAUGUGGAAUGUUACACAUUGGUUGAUCUCUAACACCAAUGUAGCAUUUGAAACUCUACUUCAGCAAAGCAUUUUGGGCUCCUGUGUGGGAAGAGAAGUCAAGGAUUUACUGACAAAGUUGUCAAACUCUUAAAACUUCUUCUGGAAACAGCGGAAACAAUGAAAGACAUAAAAGCUCAUAGCAAAUUAGCUGCAGAAUGCUCUUGUGGGUCAUGUCACCACCGCUUGCACGGUUUUGCAGGAUUCAUUUUGCAGGUCUAAUUAGGGGAAUUGCAGUAGAAUCAUAACAAAAUAUUAAAAAUUCAUGUAGGAUAUUUGCAGCUGUCGAAAAACCGUUUGGGGAUGUUUUAUUGCUCAGUACAUGGCACAUCUUUUGUUGUGGAUCCCAAAUGAAACUGAAGGUGAGCAUUUUAAUAAACUGAGAAUUGCAGUACUGUAGAUAAAUAUGCAUAUCGUAAACCAUCAACUGAUCAAGUUUUUUGUGAAAAAUAGCUCAAAAUCAAGCAGCUUUACUUACUUGAACCCUCGCAAAAUAUGAACUAGAAAACUGUGUCUUAUUUAUAAGUUGAUUUUUAUUUUGCCUGCAGACAUUGAUUAUCUCAUCCUUCAGAGUUUUGAUUCCUUACUUCCUAUUUUAAUUCUGUUUUUAAGGAUGCUCAUAAACGUUUAAACAAAGAGAAGGUUUUGUUUUUAUGGUAUUCUUACGACUAAUGAAUCAUCUUUUUCUAGUUACACUGCCUUGUGAACGCCUUGAACAUUGUUACUUUUUGUCACACUUAAACCUCAAGCUUUUGUUUAUGUUUGUUUGAUUGUAUGUAAUAUUCCAACACAAAAUACUUUGGAAUACUUCAGAAAAAAGUAUGACAUUCAUUCAAGUCAAUUUGCAAGUCAAAAUGUAAAAGGUGUGGCAGACAGCUGUAUGUUAAUCCCCUGAAUCAAUGCAUUUUACCACCAGCUUUCACUUGUUUUAAAGCUGUAAAAUAUUUUUUUUUCCCCCCAUACGUCACAUAUACAAAUAUUUUUUUUAUGAGCUGGCAGGGAUUCUCAAAUAGAGUUAGCUCUGGACUUUGACUGGGGCCUUCUAACAUAUCAAUAUCUUAUAAACUAGAAUGAUCUGGCUGUAUGUUUAAGGUUAUUUUGUUCAUGAUACAUGAGAAUAUGCUUUCUUCCACAUCGGCCUCUAACUCCAGCUAAUCCUCGAACUACUAUACACUUCUAUAUCUCUGCUGAGGACGGGCCUCUCCACAGUAUCAUGAUGUGCCUGCCAUGUUUUAUUAUGGGGAUGGUAUGUUUGCUGCAGUGUGAAGUGUCAGUUUUCCAUAUAACAUGAGGUUAUGCAUGUGUGCAAAAAAGGACCAUUGUUGGUCUUUUCUGACCACUCCUUUUCAAACAGAUACAUCUUUUUAUUCUCUGAGGUGUCAGUCAUGUCCUCUUUAUUAUACUUUUUAUGUUAAACUUAAGCAGCACUGAUCUUCAUGUCACGAUAAAGACCAGAUUUAGGAAUUGCACAACUGAUAAAUGUUAUAUCAAUAAAUCAUUCUAUUUGAGCUUAGGAUCUAAGCAGCUCCUCCAGAGAUAACAAUUUUAAACUUCUCCGCAGCUUUCUCCCUGACAUUUUUACGUAGUUCCUUGGUGUUUAUUUCGUUUUUUAUUCACAAAUGAAUUCACAGAACAACUGGAUUUAAAACACCAUCAAACAUCAAACACUUUCAGAUUUUUGUCUACUGAAAAACUUGAUACCAAUAUAUCAAUUUCACCCUACUUUAUCCAUCACACAAAAUGAUUAUAGUAUAAAAUCAAG
Molecule: messenger RNA, 3036 nt
Organism: Cyprinodon variegatus (sheepshead minnow)
Lineage: Eukaryota; Metazoa; Chordata; Actinopteri; Cyprinodontiformes; Cyprinodontidae
Gene: tafa4b
Product: protein FAM19A4-like
Exons: 6
Coding region: 533-985 (150 amino acids)
Molecular function (GO): receptor ligand activity
Source: RefSeq, a predicted model, not a curated record